Momordica charantia (bitter melon) is the source of this 1058-nucleotide messenger RNA. Its product is annotated as cytochrome oxidase complex assembly protein. The record is from RefSeq and is a predicted model, not a curated record. Lineage: Eukaryota; Viridiplantae; Streptophyta; Magnoliopsida; Cucurbitales; Cucurbitaceae.
GAUCAAAAAAAACAAAAAUCGAAGCCCUGACCUCCAGCUUUGGGCCUCACUGCCAAAAUCCGACUCCCAAGAGCGGAAAACCAAGACUGGGCCGCCGCCCUCAUACACUCUGCAGGUGAGUCUGCGAAAUCCUUCGCCGCCGGUCUGUUUCCUCGUACCUCUCUAGUAUUGCCCCGCUAGAAUGUUCUGUGCCUACGGAACAGCGCUCCACUGAGCGAAGGAAAGUGAAAAAUGGUGGCGAAAAGGUUGGUUUCCAUCUUCAAGCGCUCUCCAACCACACAACCUUCCAGCAGUUCCAUAAAGCCAGCGGAAGAAGGGGUGAAUAAAUUCUGGGGUCGUAAGGCAGUUUCGUUUGUACUUAUUACUGUUACUGGUGGUGUUGCUUUGAGUGCUUUAGAUGAUCUUGCCAUUUAUCAUAGCUGUAGCAGCAAAGCCAUAGAGAAAGCCAGAAACAACCAAGCACUUAGAGAUGCUAUUGGGGAACCCAUUGUUAAAGGUCCAUGGUACAAUGCAUCACUUGCAGUAGCUCAUAAGAGACAUUCUCUAUCCUGCACGUUUCCUGUGUCAGGACCACAGGGCACUGGGAUCCUCCAAUUGAAGGCAGUUCGUAGUGGAGAGGAGUCCUGGAUCUCUUUUGUCCGGCCACGUGAGUGGGACAUUCUAAUCAUGGAUGCACUUCUACAUGUUCCUGCAAACCAAGGGAAGGAGCAGACAUUGCGCAUCAAUCUCACUGAGAAAUUUCCUCCCGCUGCCUGCGUCGCUUGUCAGCCUCCAGACACAGACACACACCAGAGAUGAACUCGUUUGGUAAGGUUGUUGGGAAAAUAAUAAUAUUAUCAAAAUUUAGCAUUUCUUUAUUAUAUUAGUGUUCUGUUUCAACAUGAUUUUGAUCAAAAUAAUUCUUUUUAUCUACACCAAUUGGUCUAAUUGCCUUUGAGAUUUAGUUUAAACCAUAAAAUAUUCAAUAUCAUAAGGUUUGAAAUCAGAUAAUGUAGAAUCAAACAGUUGUGUUGUGAGAUUAGUUCUAAAUGGCCAAGAGAGCAAUAUUUUAACUUGUC